This is a messenger RNA of Branchiostoma belcheri (Belcher's lancelet), 312 nucleotides long. RefSeq names its product protein diaphanous homolog 1-like. The coding region runs from base 1 to 312 and encodes 103 amino acids. The transcript has a single exon. The record is from RefSeq and is a predicted model, not a curated record. Lineage: Eukaryota; Metazoa; Chordata; Leptocardii; Amphioxiformes; Branchiostomatidae.
AUGUCCCUCCCUGAUGGCCCGGUGCCACCCCCACCCCCACUCUUUCCGGGCAGGUCUGUCCCGGUGAUGUCCCUCCCUGAGGGCCCGGUGCAACCCCCACCCCCACUCUUUCCGGGCGGGUCUGUCUCGGUGAUGUCCCUCCCUGAGGGCCCGGUGCAACCCCCACCCCCACUCUUUCCGGGCGGGUCUUUCCCGGCGAUGUCCCUCCCUGAGGGCCCGGUGCCACCCCCACUCUUUCCGGGCGGGUCUGUCCCGGUGAUGUCCCUCCCUGAGGGCCCGGUGCCUGCCCCACCCGUCACUGUGCAUCAAUAG